UAAGAUAUUCAUAUAAAAUGUUUUUUUCAGGCUGGUUCUAGAGUGAGCCCAGCGGAAAGCCCAUAUAAGUCUUUCUAUUAUCUCUACUUCCCUUGCGAUUCCGAGAAGGAAGAUCGCAGAGCUCAAAUUCCAAAAUGGGGUCGAUUCUGGGAGAUUUGCCGUCCUUCGAUCCUCACAAUUUCAGUCAACAUCGUCCCUCCGACCCUUCUAAUCCCUCUAAGAUGGUUCCAACUACCUAUCAUCCAACUCACAACCGUACUCUUCCACCUCCACAUCAAGUGAUAACUACGGAAGUAAAGAACAUACUCAUACGCAGCUUCUAUCAGCGAGCUGAAGAUAAGCAGAUGAGACCAAAGAGGCCGGCUUCAGAACAUCUGGCGGGUGAGCACGGUAACAAGCAUUUUCGUGCUUCCUCAUCAUCUGCUCCGGGUUUAUAAAAAGCUUCUCCUGCUUCCAAAGCCUGGCUAUAAUGGUCGUCACUUGUGCUACUCUUCUUAUUAGUGUUUUUUUUACAAAGAAUGCUUUGAAUGUAGAGAGAAAAGAUGAGAGCAGCUCACUAUGUGAUUGCAGGGAAAAUGUUGUAUGAGUUAUAUGUACAUAACAUUUAUGUUUUUAUUUUUAAUUUUAAAAUAUUCGUCCAAAUCACAUUGUUAGCUUUUGUCUCUUCUAGAAUGUAAACUGAAUUCUUUGUUUGCUUCCAACGAA
Brassica rapa (field mustard) is the source of this 705-nucleotide messenger RNA. Its product is annotated as DET1- and DDB1-associated protein 1. The record is from RefSeq and is a predicted model, not a curated record. Gene Ontology annotation, cellular component: Cul4-RING E3 ubiquitin ligase complex. Gene Ontology annotation, biological process: positive regulation of proteasomal ubiquitin-dependent protein catabolic process. NCBI's taxonomy places the organism in Eukaryota, Viridiplantae, Streptophyta, Magnoliopsida, Brassicales, Brassicaceae.